This is a messenger RNA of Lynx canadensis (Canada lynx), 4012 nucleotides long. It is a transcript of the gene BRIP1, whose product is annotated as BRCA1 interacting protein C-terminal helicase 1. The record is from RefSeq and is a predicted model, not a curated record. Gene Ontology annotation, molecular function: DNA binding; hydrolase activity, acting on acid anhydrides, in phosphorus-containing anhydrides; DNA helicase activity. Gene Ontology annotation, biological process: nucleotide-excision repair; double-strand break repair involved in meiotic recombination. Gene Ontology annotation, cellular component: nucleus. NCBI's taxonomy places the organism in Eukaryota, Metazoa, Chordata, Mammalia, Carnivora, Felidae.
AAUUUUUUUACUUCCAUUUGUUUUGUUUAAACAUUUAUUCCAAUUUUUAUUUCCAGACAUCUGUCCUAAUGUUGGGUAUCUGGUUUUCUUUGAAUGGUGUUGUUUCAAUAUUGAUUUUCAUUUCUGUUGCAGUUAGGAAUCUGAAGUAAAGAAUAAAGCAUGAUGGCUUCAAUGUGGUCUGAAUAUACAAUUGGUGGGGUGAAAAUUACCUUUCCUUAUAAAGCUUACCCAUCACAGCUUGCUAUGAUGAAUUCUAUUGUCAGAGGAUUAAAUAGUAAGCAACAUUGUUUACUGGAGAGCCCUACAGGAAGUGGGAAAAGUGUAGCCUUACUUUGUUCUGCUUUAGCAUGGCAACAAUCUUUUAAUGGAAAGCCGGUGGACAAAAGCUUAAGUAAAAAAGCUGAGGAACCAUUGUCAUGUUGUUGUGCAUGCCAUUCAAAGAAUUUUACAAACAUUGACUUGAAACAAGGAACUUCACAUCAUUUCAAUUGUCCAAGUACACCACCUUCUGAAAGAUAUGGCACUUCAUCAACUUGUCAAGAAGACUCUCCUGAAAAAACUACGUUGGCUGCAAAGCUAUCUGCCAAGAAACAGGCUUCCAUAAAAAGAGAUGAAAAUGAUGAUUUUCAAGUAGAGAAGAAAAGAAUUCGACCCUUAGAAACUACACAGCAGAUAAGAAAGCGUCAUUGUUUUGAAAAGGAAGUGCAUCAUUUGGAUGCAAAAGUUGCUUCAGGAAAGACCACAAAACUCAACUCUCCAUUAGGAAAGAAAAACUCCUUUUCUCCACAAAAUCCCCCUGGUCACUGUUCCAGGUGUUGUUGUUCUACUAAACAAGGAAACAGUCAAGGUUACUCAAAUACCACUAAGAAGGAUCAUGGGGGGAAAUCCAAGAUACCCAAAAUAUAUUUUGGGACGCGCACACACAAGCAGAUUGCUCAGAUUACUAGAGAGCUCCGGAGAACAGCAUACUCAGGGGUCCCAAUGACUAUUCUUUCCAGCAGGGAUCAUACUUGUGUCCAUCCAGAAGUAGUGGGCAACUUCAACAGAAAUGAAAAGUGCCUGGAGUUGCUGGAUGGAAAAAAUGGCAAAUCCUGCUAUUUUUAUCAUGGCGUACAUAAAAUUAGUGAUCAACACACAUUACAGACUCUGGAAGGGAUGUGCAAAGCCUGGGAUAUAGAAGAACUUGUCAGCUUGGGAAAAAAACUAAAGGCAUGUCCGUAUUACACAGCACGGGAACUAAUAGAAGAUGCUCACAUAGUAUUUUGUCCCUACAACUAUCUUCUAGAUGCACAAAUAAGGGAAAGUAUGGAUAUCAAUCUGAAAGAACAGAUUGUCAUUUUAGAUGAAGCUCAUAACAUUGAGGACUGUGCUCGGGAGUCAGCGAGUUACAGUGUAACAGAAGUUCAACUUUGGUUUGCUCGAGAUGAAUUAGAUACUAUGGUCAACAAUAAUAUAAGGAAGAAAGACCAUGAACCCCUACGAGCUGUGUGCUAUAGCCUAAUUAAUUGGUUAGAAGCAAACUCUGAACAUCUUGUGGAAAGGGAUUAUGAAUCAUCCUGUAAAAUAUGGAGUGGAAGGGAAAUGCUCUUAAAUUUACACAAAAUGGGUAUCACCACUGCUACUUUUCCCAUUUUGCAGGGACAUUUUUCUUCUGUCCUUCAAAAAGAAGAAAAAGUCUUACCAAUUCAUGGUAGAGAGGAGACAAGAGAAGUACCGAUUAUUAGUGCUUCAACUCAAAUAAUACUCAAAGGACUUUUUAUGGUGUUUGACUAUCUUUUUAGACAAAACAGCAAAUUUGCAGAUGAUUAUAAAGUUGCUAUUCAACAGACUUAUUCUUGGAUAAAUCAGACUGAUUCUUCAGAUAAAAAUGAAUUCUUUGCUCAAGCAAAAAGUAGGAAACGUGUAAGACAGAAAACUGCAGUUCGCGUGCUAAAUUUUUGGUGCUUAAAUCCAGCUGUGGCCUUUUCAGAUAUUAAUGGCAAAGUUUGGACCAUUGUUUUGACAUCUGGGACAUUAUCACCAAUGAAAUCCUUUUCAUCAGAACUUGGUGUUACUUUUAGUAUACAACUGGAGGCUAAUCAUGUCAUUAAUAACUCACAGGUUUGGGUUGGCACCAUUGGGUCAGGUCCCAAGGGUCGGAAUCUCUGUGCUACCUUCCAGCACACAGAAACUUUCGAGUUUCAGGAUGAAGUGGGCGCACUUGUGUUAUCUGUGUGUCAGACUGUGAGCCAAGGAAUUUUGUGUUUCUUGCCAUCUUACAAGCUUAUAGAAAAGUUAAAAGAACGUUGGCUCUCUACUGGUAUAUGGCAUAAUCUAGAGGUGGUGAAAACAGUCAUUGUAGAACCACCGGCAGGAGAAAAAAUUGAUUUUGAUGAAUUACUACAGAUGUACUAUGAUGCAAUCAAAUACAAAGGAGAGAAAGAUGGAGCCCUCUUGGUAGCAGUUUGUCGUGGUAAAGUGAGUGAGGGUCUGGAUUUCUCAGAUGACAAUGCCCGUGCUGUCAUAACAAUAGGGAUUCCUUUUCCGAAUGUGAAAGAUCUACAGGUUGUACUAAAGCGACAGUACAAUGAUCAGCACUCCAAACUGAGAGGUCUUUUACCUGGUCGUCAAUGGUAUGAAAUUCAAGCAUAUAGGGCCUUAAACCAGGCCCUAGGCAGGUGUAUUCGACACAAAAAUGAUUGGGGAGCUCUUAUUCUUGUGGAUGAUCGCUUUAGUAGUAACCCUGCACGGUAUAUAUCUGGACUUUCUAAAUGGAUACGGCAGCAGGUUCAGUACCAUUCAACCUUUGAAAGUGCAAUGGAGUCCUUGGCUGAAUUUUCCAAAAAGCACCAGAAAGUCAUUGAUGUAUCCAAAGAGGACAGAAAGUUUAUACAGGACAGUGGGUCUACACUUGAAGUGGCCGGUUUGAAGGACAACACCUUAACUUACUUAUCAGAAGCAGCAAGCCAUCUACCACCAGAAAAUCCUAGGGAAGGUGAAGCAAAAAUGUGUGUCCAAGAACUACACUGUCCUAAAAUAACCACAAGUCUAUCUCUACCAGGAGACAUCAUCUCCCGAAAGGACCAAGAUGAUCCUAUAUUAUUGGAAGAGUCUGCCCAGACAAUGAAAGCAGAAAGAAUUGUGAUUUCCAGAUCGACAAGCCCAACCUUCAACAAACAGACAAAGAGAGUUAAUUGGUCUAGCUUUAAUUCUUUGGGACAUUAUAUUACUGAUGAAAUUCUGACUGCAACACCUAAAUCCAGGUCACCAGAGGACUGUGCCUCUAGCGCUUCCCCUUUCGAAACAGAAAAAGGAUGCAAAACAGUCUUACCACUCACUGAUAAAUGUGAGUCCUCAUCUCUGACGGUAGACACAUCAUUGAGGGCAGUUGAACCAUGCCCUCAGUCAGAAAUCGUUAUUUCACCAAUAAAGAUUGAUGCUACUCUUCUUAAAGAAAAUUAUUCCAAACAGCUGUUCUAUGAAGAAACCCUGGGUCCGGACAUUGAAUUGUCUCUAGUUAGUAAAGAAGCUAAACUUUCUACUUCAAAUAGAGCUUCUGACACAGAAGCAGAGGAUGAAUCUAUCUAUUUUACACCUGAACUUUAUGAUCCUGAAGAUACAAAUGAAGAAAAGAAUGAACAAGUUGAAAGUGAUAGAGAUAAUAGAUUGGCUAAUAAUUCAAAAUGCAUUUUAGCUGAAGAUCUUUUUGAAAUUAGAACUGAGAAAGGAGUCCAAGAAAUAAAAGCUGAGGAUUGCACAAAGUUGAAUAGACUCAUGAAUAAAAGUAAAAUUGAUGACAAUGGUAGUAAUAUAAAAACAACUCAUAUAAAUGAAUUAGACCUGGGAAAAACUCGUGAAACAGAUACAAAAGAAUAUUAAGCAGUCUCCUUCCAACAAAUAAAGGUGUAUUCCCUGGUGUUAGGUAAUAAUACUUAACUGUCACACACUAAAAAUGUGUUGUCACGCUUGUAUUAAACUCUCUUAUAAAUGACAAUUUCUACACUGGAUAAGUGGUAUAGCUUUUUUUUUAAUG